Molecule: messenger RNA, 1131 nt
Organism: Caretta caretta (loggerhead turtle)
Lineage: Eukaryota; Metazoa; Chordata; Testudines; Cheloniidae
Product: fibrinogen-like protein 1
Biological process (GO): blood coagulation
Source: RefSeq, a predicted model, not a curated record
AUGCAAUGUGUCAGAGUAAAGUCCAUGAGUCCAAGAACACACAAUGAAAUCAUGAAGAUACACUUUUGCUGGCCUUCCAGUUUUGACAUAGGGCUGAGCUGUUCAUCUGGACUUCAGCAGCAGGCAAAGUACAGUUCCAAAGAAUUAGCUCACUGAUUUGUGCUCAGCUAUUUCUUUCUCAGGUUUCACUUGAAACGAGAGUGUGUAUCUCUGCAGAGGGAUCGACUCAGAAGAAAGAUGAAUUUGAAAAGUUCAGUGGGAUUUAUUCUGCUGUUACUCUUUAAAUGUGCGGCGUGGACAAGUGCUGAAGAAGCUGUGGUGCUUGCUAAUGCCCACCUUCUCUCUCCAGGAGGCUACCAGAGACUGAGUAACAACAAUGAGAAAGAAUAUGCAAGGGAUUGUUAUGAGAUUUUUCAGCACUCUGAAGGAAGCGCCAAGGAUGGUCUUUAUGUCAUUCAGCCAAUGAAAGAUCCUAUUGUUGCUUACUGUAAUAUGGAAGAUGGUGGGUGGACGGUAAUUCAACACAUUACAGCCAAUAGCACUGUGGACUUUGAUAGGAUAUGGCAUGACUACAAGUAUGGAUUUGGCUCAGUUCAUGACAACUACUGGUUAGGGAAUGAAUAUGUGUAUCAGUUAACUAACACGUCAAGGCCAUAUACACUUAGGGUCAAACUCGUAGACCUAAAUGCCGAAAUCAAAUGGGGAGAGUAUGAACCAUUCAAAAUUGAAGAUGAAGAGUCUCAAUACAGGAUCAGGCUUGGCCUAUACAAAGGCAAUGCUGCUGAUGCCCUGACCCAGGAUACAGAAGCAUAUCUCCAUGAUAAUCAGAAGUUCACUACAAAAGACAGAGACAAUGAUAACUAUUUUCAGAAUUGUGCCAAACUAGAGUACAAUGGCAUUCCAGGUGGAGGGUGGUGGUAUGAUGCUUGCGCUGGAGCAAAUCUAAACCGCAGGAAUGUUAUAUACUGGCAAAAAGACUGCAAUAAGGAACAUUUGUGCAAGUUUGCCUGGAUGAUGGUCAAGCCCACUGACAAUGGCCAGUGUCCUAACAAGGCUUGUCGUUGUGAAAAAGAUGAAUUGUAGAUAAUAUUACUACAUUAUGAGGUGAGACAAUAAAAUCAGCUUCCAAAA